AUGAUCCAGCGAAAUAUCCUCCGGAGCGCGAACGCAGCCCUGCGGUCACAGUCAUCAUUUGCUCCGUUACGGGCCGCGAGGCCGGCGGGGUUCACAGCUCGCGUGAUGCCCAUGCCAUCACAGCGGGCAGCGGCGAGAUGGUACUCUGAUGCGCCGGCGGCGAAGGAGGGCGAAGCCGCGAAGGAGGAAGAGGCGAAGCCAUCAGAGACGAAGCCAUCGGAAGCGGAUGAGUUGAAGGCGACGGUGGAGAAGAAGGAUAAGGAGAUUUUGGAUUGGAAGGACAAAUACCUCCGCAGCGUUGCCGACUUCCGCAACCUUCAAGACCGCACGAAACGCGAAGUCCAAGCCGCCAAAGAUUUCGCCCUCCAACGAUUCGCCCGGGACCUCGUCGAAUCUGUUGACAACCUCGACCGCGCUCUUAUCACCGUUCCAGCCGAAUCGUUGAACGCGGAAAAUAAGGACCUCGUCACGUUACACGAUGGCCUCAAGAUGACGGAGAGCAUUCUCAUGAGCACGUUGAAGAAGCACGGAUUGGAGAGAUUCGACCCGAGUACUGAGGGGAUGAAGUUUGAUCCCAACAUCCACGAGGCUGUGUUCCAGACACCCCAGCCGGAUAAGGAGGAUGGGACCGUGUUCCACACGCAGCAGAAGGGCUUCUUGCUCAAUGGACGGGUCUUGAGGGCCGCCAAAGUCGGAGUUGUCAAGAACUCGUAGAGCACCGCCGCCCCAUUUUCGCCUCCUCCUCCAACCACUACCUCCUCGCACCUCCAUCCAUCCCGACACCCUUCUCGCAUUUGUAUAAACAGGCUUUCGACUCGGCUCCUCGCGCACUAAAAAAUGGCGUUAUUAGAUUGAUCUAGUGUACUUAUAUCCCCUCUCCUCGCGCGGUCGACACCGAAUCAUGUAUGGAACCUUGAAUUAUGGCAUCGGGUUUGUAAUAUAAGAGUCACGAUAGUUCAUCUAUAGGCCUGUCUUGGGAGACAAGGCCUUCUGGUGGGAUAUGGGAUCU
Molecule: messenger RNA, 1009 nt
Organism: Mytilinidion resinicola
Lineage: Eukaryota; Fungi; Ascomycota; Dothideomycetes; Mytilinidiales; Mytilinidiaceae
Product: mitochondrial co-chaperone-like protein GrpE
Exons: 3
Coding region: 1-714 (237 amino acids)
Biological process (GO): protein folding; protein import into mitochondrial matrix
Cellular component (GO): PAM complex, Tim23 associated import motor
Molecular function (GO): protein-folding chaperone binding; protein homodimerization activity; adenyl-nucleotide exchange factor activity
Source: RefSeq, a predicted model, not a curated record